AUGUCCCUGAGCAAGGGGCUGCGGCUGCUCGCGCGGCUGGAGCCCGCGGGAGAGAGCAGCGUCCUGCUGGAGGCGCGCGGCCGCGGCGACUGCCUGCUCUUCGAGGCCGGCACGGUGGCCACGCUCGCCCCGGAAGAAAAGGAGGUGAUUAGAGGGCAGUAUGGGAAGCUCACGGACGCCUAUGGCUGCUUGGGCGAGCUCAGGCUGAAGUCUGGUGGCACCUCUUUGAGCUUCCUGGUUUUGGUGACAGGCUGCACCUCUGUGGGCAGAAUUCCAGAGGCUGAAAUCUACAAGAUCACGGCCACCGAUUUUUACCCACUUCAGGAAGAAGCCAAAGAGGAAGACCGUCUCUUGGCCUUGAAGAAGAUCCUCAACUCGGGCGUGUUCUACUUCUCGUGGCCCAACGAAGGGUCCCAUUUUGACCUGACCGUCCGGGCGCAGAAGCAGGGCGACGGCCACUACGAGUGGGGCAAUUCCUUCUUUUGGAACCAGCUGUUGCACGUACCCCUGAAGCACCACCAGGUGAGCUGCUCCGACUGGCUGCUGAAGGUGAUCUGUGGGGUGGUGGCCAUCCGCACCGUGUACGCCUCGCACAAGCAGGCCAAGGCCUGCCUCAUCUCCCGCAUCAGCUGCGAGCGGGCCGGCGCCCGCUUCCACACCCGCGGCGUCAAUGACGACGGCCACGUGUCCAACUUCGUGGAGACAGAGCAGACGAUUUACAUGGAUGAUGGGGUGUCGUCUUUUGUCCAGAUCAGAGGCUCCGUUCCGCUGUUUUGGGAGCAGCCAGGCCUUCAGGUUGGCUCCCAUCAUCUGAGACUCAACAGAGGCCUAGAAGCCAACGCCCCUGCUUUCGACAGGCAUAUGUUGCUUCUGAAAGAGCAGUACGGGAAGCAAGUGGUUGUCAACCUGCUGGGGAGCCGAGGCGGAGAGGAAGUGCUCAACAGAGCCUUCAAGAAGUUGCUCUGGGCUUCCUGCCACGCCAACGACACACCUAUGAUAAAUUUUGACUUCCAUCAAUUUGCCAAAGGCGGGAAGCUAGAAAAAUUGGAGAACCUGUUGAGGCCGCAGUUGAAGUUGCACUGGGACGACUUUGAUGUGUUCACGAAGGGCGAGAAUGUGCAUCCACGCUUUCAGAAAGGAACUCUGCGAAUGAACUGUCUUGACUGCCUGGACCGAACCAACACCGUGCAGUGCUUUAUCGCCCUCGAGGUCCUCCAUCUGCAGCUUGAGAGCUUGGGGCUGCUUUCAAAGCCCAUUGUUGACCGCUUCUUGGAGGCCUUCAAAGCCAUGUGGUCCCUGAACGGGCACAGUCUGAGCAAAGUGUUCACGGGCAGCCGGGCCCUGGAAGGGAAGGCCAAGGUGGGGAAGCUGAAGGAUGGGGCCCGGUCGGUGUCACGCACGAUUCAGUCUAACUUCUUCGACGGUGUGAAGCAGGAGGCCAUCAAGCUUCUGCUAGUUGGGGAUGUCUACAGCGAAGAGUCGACUGACAAAGGCAGGAUGCUCAUGGACAACACGGCCCUUCUGGUGACUCCCAGGAUCCUGAAAGCUAUGUCGGAGCGGCAGUCCGAAUUCACAAAUUUCAAACGGAUCCGUAUCGCCAUGGGAACCUGGAAUGUAAAUGGAGGGAAGCAGUUUAGGAGCAAUCUCCUUGGGACUGAGGAGUUGACUGACUGGCUGCUGGACGCGCCCAAGCUUUCUGGAGUUGCCGAAUUUCAGGAUGACAGCAACCCAGCCGACAUCUUUGCUGUGGGGUUUGAGGAGAUGGUGGAGCUGAGCGCAGGGAACAUUGUCAAUGCCAGCACCACCAACAGGAAGAUGUGGGGAGAGCAGCUCCAGAAGGCCGUCUCGCGCUCCCAUAGGUACAUCCUCCUGACGUCAGCACAGCUGGUGGGCGUCUGUCUUUACAUCUUUGUGCGUCCCUACCAUGUCCCCUUCAUCAGGGACGUGGCCAUCGACACGGUGAAGACGGGGAUGGGAGGAAAGGCGGGAAACAAGGGCGCCGUAGGCAUCCGCCUCCAGUUCCACAGCACCAGCUUCUGCUUCAUCUGCAGCCACCUGACAGCUGGGCAGUCCCAGGUGAAAGAGAGAAACGAGGACUACAAGGAGAUCACCCAGAAGCUAAGCUUCCCGAUGGGAAGAAACGUUUUUUCUCAUGACUAUGUGUUUUGGUGCGGCGAUUUAAACUACCGCAUUGAUCUUACAUAUGAAGAAGUCUUCUAUUUUGUUAAACGUCAAGACUGGAAGAAACUUCUGGAAUUUGACCAGCUACAGCUACAGAAAUCAAGUGGAAAAAUUUUUAAGGACUUUCACGAAGGAACCAUUACUUUUGGCCCCACCUACAAGUACGAUGUCGGCUCAGCUGCCUACGAUACGAGCGACAAGUGCCGAACGCCAGCCUGGACAGACAGGGUCCUGUGGUGGCGGAAGAAGCACUCAUUCGAUAAGACAGCAGGAGAACUCAACCUUCUGGACAACGAUCUCAAUGUCAACUCCAAAGUCAAACACACCUGGUCUCCUGGGGUCCUCAUGUACUACGGCCGGGCGGAGCUGCAAGCAUCUGAUCACAGACCUGUGCUGGCCAUUGUGGAGGCAGAGGUACAAGAAGUUGACGUGGACGCCCGGGAGAGAGUUUUCCAGGAGGUCUCCUCUUUCCAGGGCCCCCUGGAUGCCACCGUCGUAGUAAAUCUCCAGUCGCCAACCUUAGAAGAGAGGAGUGAAUUCCCUGAGGACCUGCGCACCGAGCUCAUGCAGACCUUGGGGAACUACGGGACCAUCGUUCUCGUCAGGAUCAACCAAGGACAGAUGCUGGUGACUUUUGCAGAUAGUCACUCGGCUCUCAGUGUCCUGGAUGUGGAUGGCAUGAAGGUGAAAGGCAGAGCAGUGAAGAUUAGACCCAAGACAAAGGACUGGCUGAAAGGUUUGCAAGAGGAAAUCAUUCGGAAACGGGAGAGCAUAGUCUCCCUGUCUCCCACAGCCAAUUCCUACUUGCUGGAGGAAAACUUUGAUUUCACAAGCUUGGACUAUGAAUCCGAAGGGGACAUUCUGGAAGAUGAUGAGGACUACUUGGUGGAAGAGCUACAUCGGCCAGUGGUCUCUGACAGUGAGCUGCUGGGAGAUGACCUUCCGGAAGCCACCAGCUCCGCAGUGUUGGCCCCCGCAAGCAGGUCGCCUACAUUCACCAAGAAGCAGCAGCAGCCAACAUACAAAGAUGACGCUGACCUGGCGAAGUUAAAGCAGGAGCUGGAAGCCGUUGGGGAUUUCCGCCACCGUUCUCCAAGCAGGUCUCUGUCGGUCCCCAAUAGGCCUCGGCCACCUCACCCACCGCAGAGACCCCCCCCUCCAACUGGCUUGAUGGUGAAGAAGUCGGCUUCGGACGUGUCCAUCUCCUCCGGCACCCACGGGCAGUACUCAAUUUUGCAGACAGCAAAGCUGCUGCCAGGAGCACCUCAGCAACCACCCAAAGCCAGGACCGGGAUAAGCAAACCGUACAAUGUCAAGCAGAUCAAAACCAGCAAUGCUCAGGAGGCUGAAGCAGCAAUCCGGUGUCUCCUGGAAGCCAAAGGAGCCAUGCAAUCUGAUGUUCCAGGGACCCCAGAAGAAGCCCUGAAUGCCAUGGUCCUGAGAGACCGAGGGAGCUCCAAACCAGAGCCCACACCUGGGGUGGCCAAGCUGGAGUCCUACCAGGUACCCCAGUUCAUUCCCCGGCGGCCAGCACCCAGAGUUCCUGCCAUCAAGAAGCCGACCCUGAGAAGGACGGGCAAACCCACGUCGCCAGGAGAACAGUUGGGGGAACAGAUGGCCCACUUUACAGUUGGGCCCCCAGAGACAAGCAUCGAAACCUCUUCUCUCACAACAGCCCCUCGAGUCCCGCCUGUCCCCAGACCCAGAACAUUUCAGCCUGGAAGAAGUGCCGAGAAGCAGCCAGGCCUUGGAAAGCCACCAUCCGAUGAGGCCCCUCCAGGGGCAGCAGCCACUGCACCAGCACUGUUGGAGGUCCCGUCUCUUGUGCCCAAGGUCCCACCGAGGAGGAAGAAGUCAGCCCCGGCUGCCUUCCACCUGCAGCUUCUACAGAGCAACAGCCAGCUUCUCCAGGGCCUUGCCUGCUGCAGCAGCCAUGAUGACUGCCCGCCUAGACCCCUGCCAGUCACUGGCCCCCUCUCUCCGCAGGCUGACUUUCUUGGCACAUCAUCUACCACAAGCCCUGACACCGAUGUCACCAAGAAUAUGAAGUCAGAGGCAGCCUCCAUCCUUGGUGAUUAUCCAGAUCCCUUCCGGAACCUUCUCCAUCACCCUACACUGUCAAAUCAUGCCUGGCUUUCCAAGAGCUCCGACCCUUCGGACUCAGGGACCAGGAGCUUUGAAAGGGCAUACACGGACCUCCCACAAGUCAGUGCUUCAACAGUGAAGGUGGAGCUUCCAACGGACCCCAGGGAGAAGGACUAUGGACGCUGGGUGACGCUCAGUGACAAAGACAAGAGGACGGCCCUGCAGUUGUUUGACCCGCUGGCGAAAACAUGACUGAGGGACUUCUACAGCUGCCCUCUGUGGAGUGCUUUCUUCUCCCCUAUAGACACCACUUUACCAGGAAAACGUUCUCUUUUUGUUAAACCCUUCAGUCUAAAGAGACAUCUAUUUAAAGACACACUGAAACAAACAUGUGAACUUCUGUAACUCUUGUGUAGUUUACAAAAACGGUGUCUCUUACUCAAUAAGAUUAUUAUUCAGCCACCAAAGUAUGUUUUACUCAAGACUUGGGCAUUUUAAGCUUUCUCUCAGGGGUACGGGAAGCCCCUGUCAGAUUCCGUGUACGAAUUUUAGGGAAGGAAACCUAGCUAUAAUGCCCAGGACGUUCCCCACCAUUGAAUUUUAAAUGGUUGCUCAGUUUACGUGUGUAUGUGAUUUUGUUUUGUUUUGUUUAUUUUGUUCGUAUUUUACAGAUUUGGAAUAACUUUUUGGUGAUGCACUUGAAGGUGGAUGCAUAAAGUUAGGAUUAAUUACAUUAAAGGCAGCUGGGACCAUUAUAGCUGUACCCGGGCCACUUAAACCAGGUUUACAAACAAAAUCAGUAUUGGAAGCAGGAACUAGAUCAACCAGACCACUGUCCAUUCCAUUAGCCUCUUUUGCUGACUUCUGGACACGUAUGUUAGCCUUGACUGUGUGUGACUCUGUGGGAGGCCAGACACUGUGUGAUUCUGAAGCGUGUAUCAUUGGCUUAACCUCAGCUUAAACUGAAAGCCUUCUGCCCUGCAUCUUGGAUAUUGCAUACCUCAUACAUUGCUGGAGUCCCUGGGUGGUACAAACCGUUAACCAGCUCAGCUGCUACCUGGAAGGUUGGAAGUUUGAGUCCACUCAGAGACACCUUGGAAGAAAGGCCUGGCCAUCUGUUUCUGAGACAUCAGCCAUUGAAAACCCUACAGAGCACAGUUCUACUCUGGCACACACCCAAAAAAUUAAAACAAACAAAGCAACCCAUUGCCGUUGAGUCGAUUCUGACUCGUAAUGACCCUAUAGGACAGAGUAGAACUUCCCCAUAGGGAUUCCAAGGAGCAGCUGGUGGAUUUGAACUGCCAACGUUUUGGUUAGCAGCUGAGCCCUUAACCCCUGUGCCACCAGGGCUCCUCUGAGACACAUGGGGUCAUAAAACCAGCCAUUAUAGCUACUUCCAUAAAAUCAACCAUCGUAGCUACUGGUAAAAUACAUUGCUACCAUUCUGAGCCCUAGUGUGCUACUUAACCUAAUUUUUAUACACUCUCUAUGGUGGCAUAGUGGUUAACAGCUGCAGCUGCUAACCAAAAGGUCGACAGUUUGAAUUCACCAGGUGCUCCUUGGAAACCCUAAGGAACAGUUCUGCUCUGUCCUAUUGGGUCGCUAUGAGUCGGAAUCGACUCAGUGGCAACAGGUUUGGCUUGUUUGGUAUACCUUAUAUGAAACCUCAUGGCUUCUUUCUUCCAUCAUAUUCCAUACCUGGCAAAAGCACAAAGUGUGAGAACUCAUACUGGCACAUCCUAUUGAUUCUCACUGUUGUAACAUGAAGUCUGUGCUGUAGCCUGGCCUGCCUCGCUAUGGCUCAGGAAGGCAAGCACUGUGUGUCCCUGUGAACAAGAACCCCCAGGGCAGUGUUUCUGGUUUGCUUGUUUAUAUGCUUAUCGUUGAUUACUGCCUUGUGCGUUUUUCCUGUAUAUUCCCCACACCACUUCUUGCCUAGUCAGUAAUUUGAAAAGACAUUACCAUACUGUUGUACAUUUAAAAAAUAGUUUUAUAAGGCCUAGAAUCCAUUGAGAAACCCUGGUGGCAUAGUGGUUAAGUGCUACGGCUGCUAACCAAAAGGUCAGCAGUUUGAAUCCUCCAGGCACUCCUUGGAAACUCUAUGGGCCAGUUCUACUCUGUUCUAUAGGGCCACUAUGAGCCGGAAUUGACUCGAUGGCAGUGAGUUUGGUUUGGAGUUUUAGAAUCCAUUGGGAGCAGACAUCGGGGUUUUGGUAUAAGAAAUUCACUGGAUAAUCUAGACAGUAUAGGAAAAUCUUAACGUGCCACAUGCCGUAUUUAGGAGUCUUUCAUGUUGUAGAAUUCGGCAGCGGUUAUACUGACUUAGCCCUCAUGUGACGUUGGCAUUCUGGUACUAAAUGCUAACUGCUGAGAUGUCACUAAUGCUCUUGCCUAGAACACACCACUCUGCUUUUACCAAUCAGACCUUUGGGAUUUCAGAACUAUUUCUCAGUGCCACUAUCUUGAUACAUUGCUGAUGACUUAGAUUUGGCAUUUGAAACAAAAGCAAAACAAUACCGAUCUCAUUUCAUCUGAAAACUGACAAAAGAAAAAAGAUAUUAGUGACCCACAGAGACAAACAGGUAAUAAGCAUAGCUGACCAGUCAUAAAAGAUGGUGUUUCUGGCCUUAGCUGAUUAGGACAGCUUCAGUAGCAAGUGCUUUGUAUCAUUUUUACUUCUGUGGCAAAUACAAGAAGUAAAGAACAUCGUCCUUGUAAGAAUUUAAGGGAGAAAGAAAGCAAGAAGAGUAGUAAUCUUGGAGAAGUUAAAUGAUUUGCCGAGAUUCACGUAGCUACUGAUGGGUACAAUUGGGAAUGGAAUUGAAGAUUUCUUAAUUCAAAUGCCCUUUUCGCUAUAACCUCUUCCUUCUCCCAAAAGGUAAAUUUGAAAGCAACCUUCAGAAAAGCAGGGGGAAAAUAAGUUCCACAAAAGUUGCUUUCAGUGCUGAGAAAAGGCCUAAUUUUUAGGUUUCUUCUUUGUUGUAGAGCACAAACAGCAAAUAAGUGCCACAGAGAACAGACCCUAGUGAAGGUAGGUGUGCAUCACACAAGUAGUUCUUGAGAAGGCGUCGUUAAGUAUUAAUGCACAGAACUGGGCUGACUUGGGCAGAUGGGUCAUGAGAAAAAUUGUAAGUAAUGGAACUUUAAAUUGAAUAAAUGUUAUUUGAUCCUGGGUGUUCAAAUUUAAUAAACAGCAUAGAUGAGA
Loxodonta africana (African savanna elephant) is the source of this 7471-nucleotide messenger RNA. It is a transcript of the gene SYNJ2, whose product is annotated as synaptojanin 2. Lineage: Eukaryota; Metazoa; Chordata; Mammalia; Proboscidea; Elephantidae. Gene Ontology annotation, biological process: phosphatidylinositol dephosphorylation; synaptic vesicle endocytosis. Gene Ontology annotation, molecular function: phosphatidylinositol-4,5-bisphosphate 5-phosphatase activity; SH3 domain binding; RNA binding. The record is from RefSeq and is a predicted model, not a curated record. Gene Ontology annotation, cellular component: perinuclear region of cytoplasm; presynapse. The coding region runs from base 1 to 4518 and encodes 1505 amino acids. The transcript has 27 exons.